Messenger RNA from Ostrea edulis (European flat oyster), 1334 nucleotides. Its product is annotated as neuropeptide SIFamide receptor-like. The record is from RefSeq and is a predicted model, not a curated record. Gene Ontology annotation, molecular function: peptide binding; neuropeptide Y receptor activity. The transcript has 4 exons. Gene Ontology annotation, biological process: G protein-coupled receptor signaling pathway. NCBI's taxonomy places the organism in Eukaryota, Metazoa, Mollusca, Bivalvia, Ostreida, Ostreidae. Gene Ontology annotation, cellular component: membrane. The coding region runs from base 1 to 1149 and encodes 382 amino acids.
AUGUUGUUACUAGCUUUGUCAGCUGGAACCAAAACAUAUUCCUCAUAUAACCUAUCUAAUUCAUAUUUUGAUCAAGGUUUAUUUCAAAAUCAAAACUCCAGUACUAGUAAUUUUACUGAGAAACAACUUUUUAUUCUCAAGCAACCAACGCACAUGAUUGCUAUAUACUCCAUUGCUUACAGUAUCGUGUUUCUGUGUGCUCUUUUUGGAAACCUUAUGGUGGUAACUGUUGUGGUCAGAAACAGGGCUAUGCGGACCGUGACCAACUGCUUCAUCGUUAACUUGGCAGUGGCGGACAUUCUAGUGGCAGUGUUUAAUCUGCCUAUUACGUUAUUAUCCAAUCUUUACUUAGGUUGGCCAUUCGGGCCAGUUCUGUGCAAAGUGACGCCAUACCUUCAAGGAGUGUCCGUCUGCGCAUCUGUAAAUACCAUGGUUGUCAUUGCAGUAGACAGAUAUUUUGCAAUAUGCUCACCAUUAAAAUACAAAUUGGAUUCUCCAACAUUACGGAAAAUUAUCGUUGGGAUAUGGAUAACGUCGUGUGCAAUCAUCGUUCCAUGGGCUGUGUUUUACAUCCAGCAGGAAUAUCAAUACACAGAAAGAAUCAUACUGAAUAUAUGCUAUGAAAAAUGGCCAAGCGAGAUGGCUAAGAAUGUUUACUUCCUGUGUGUAGUUUUCGUGUGCUGUUAUACGUUACCUCUGAUUUUAAUAUGUAUAUGCUACUUGGGGAUUUGCAUCAAGGUGUGGAAUAGAGAACAACCUGGAACUAGAAAUGCGGGAAACAAAGUUAUUCAAAGGUCAAAGGUAAAAGUUGCGAAAAUGUUGGCAGUGGUCGUUUUCUUGUUUGCCUUCUCAUGGUUACCUUUAUACACGGCUAAAAUGUUUAUAUCUUUUCACGACACCAAUGACAACUUUCUGCACGAUACGGUAAUUCCCUUUGCGCAAUGGCUGGGAUCAUCUAAUUCCGGAAUGAAUCCAAUCAUUUACUGCUUCUUCAGCAGGAAAUUUAGAAAUGGUUUUCGGAAACUCAUGUGUCCCAGAAUACGUGGAUCAAGUACUGAUCGGCAUUUCAACCGAACCAAUAUGCAUGUUCCAAAAGGAGAUGUGACAUUGGAAUCUUCGUUUAACGUGCGUUCAUACGCAUUUGUAUAAAGAUCAUUUUUGUAUGAAAAAUUUGAUCUAUUAAAUAUGAUGAACCAAAACACCAUUAAAUCUUGAAUAAAUGGAAAUGGUGCACCGUUUCUUCCGUCGUGUAUCGCUACAGACAUCCUUGAUCUGUCAUAUUCAACCAUUGUAAUCAAUCUUGAUCAACCAGAUAUGAUUUCAGUUAAUCUUGA